Sinocyclocheilus grahami is the source of this 2474-nucleotide messenger RNA. Its product is annotated as antithrombin-III-like. The transcript has 8 exons. The record is from RefSeq and is a predicted model, not a curated record. Gene Ontology annotation, molecular function: serine-type endopeptidase inhibitor activity. Lineage: Eukaryota; Metazoa; Chordata; Actinopteri; Cypriniformes; Cyprinidae. The coding region runs from base 177 to 1529 and encodes 450 amino acids.
CACUCCAGUGCUCUUAAGGGCACUGACCUGUCCAGAGAACAGUGUUUUCUUCACUUUGCUGCUUACUUUAGUACAACAUAGCUCCAAAGCUGGUGUUUAACAAGGAAAUACAACAACACCAGAAUUUGCAUUGAACUACUUUUCCUUGGCUGGUUUCCCAUUCCACCUUAGGCAGGAUGAAGUUGUUGGCAUGUGCGUGGGCUUUGUGGGUACUUGCUCUCUGUUCGGUCCAGGCAGCCAAAGAUAUCUGCAACGCGAAGCCCAAAGAUCUACCUUUGGAGCCAAUGUGCAUCUACCGCAGCCUGGAUCCUGAAACACAACCAACUGAAAAACCUGAGAAGAUCCCAGCUGGCACCAACCCUCGAGUGUGGGAACUGUCCAAAGCCAACAGUCGCUUUGCCCUCUCAUUUUUCAAGCAGCUUGCUGAGGGAAAGGCCAACGAUGAAAACAUCUUUCUGUCGCCAAUUAGUAUCUCAACAGCUUUCGCCAUGACGAAGUUAGGGGCUUGUAACACCACACUGGAGCAGCUCAUGAAAGUGUUUCAGUUCGAUACGAUAAAGGAGAAGACAUCAGACCAGGUCCAUUUCUUCUUCGCCAAGCUGAACUGUCGACUAUAUCGCAAAAAGCAUGAGACAACAGAAUUGAUCUCUGCGAACCGUUUGUUUGGAGACAAAUCUACGCUUUUUAAUGAGUCCUACCAGCACAUCAGCGAGAUGGUCUAUGGAGCCAAGAUGCUGCCUCUCGAUUUUAAGGAGAAACCGGAAGUUUCAAGGAUGACGAUAAAUGAAUGGAUAGCCAACAAGACUGAGAACCGAAUAAAAGACACCCUGCCAGAAGGUUCAAUAGACUCCAACACCAUAUUAGUCUUGGUGAACGCAAUCUACUUCAAAGGUCAAUGGAAACACAAGUUUGAUAAGCAAAAUGUCAUGAAGUUAGACUUUUACGUCAGCGAGACAUAUAAGUGUCCAGUCCCCAUGAUGUAUCAAGAGGGGAAAUUUAAGUAUGCCAGAAUCAAUGACGACAAGGUGAAGAUUCUUGAAUUGCCCUACAACGGUGCUGACAUCACAAUGGUGCUCAUAUUACCUACUGAAGGUACAACCCUGCCGGAAGUAGUGGAAAACAUGAACCUCAAGAAACUUGAGGGUUGGUUACAAGCCAUGAAAGAGACCACAGUGGUCGUGCAGGUUCCUCGUUUCCGUAUCGAGGACAACUUUAGCCUCAAAGAGCAGCUGACAAAAAUGGGCCUUGAAGAUCUUUUUAGUCCAGAAAACGCCAGCCUCCCAGGGAUGGUUGCCGGUGAUGGGCCCAACUUGUACAUCUCCAACGCCUACCAUAAGGCCUUCCUUGAGGUGAAUGAAGAAGGUAGCGAAGCUGCUGCUGCCACAGCGGUUGUUGCUACCGGACGUUCCCUAAACAUCUUCCGGGAGAAUUUUGUGGCGGAUCGACCCUUCCUUCUGCUAAUCCGUGAGUCCAGCAUCAACGCCUUGAUCUUUACCGGCCGAGUCGCAAAUCCUUGUGGGAGCAGCUAACAUGGAUUGGAUAUGGAUCCCAGACUAUGAGGACAGUUAUUGAUUGUCCUCAUUUUCAACUUGACAAGGCAGCCUUGUUUCUUCAUUAUUGCUUAAUAAUGAACGUUAAAUUUGUCAUAUGUUGUUUUUAUCAGUCCACCAAACAAGCACUGGAAACAAGCACAUCAAGAGGAACAAAGAGGAUUUACAAAUGAAAAAUAAAAGCAAUAUGUACAGGCACAGAACAAGGAUAAAAACAAGUUUAUUUUGUCAUAUUAGAAAUUUGGGUUUAGCAGUAUCACACAAUCUGGGCUUACAUAAUUAUACAUUUUAAGAACAAUUAAAAAUCCUUCACAGUUACACUUAAAGUGCUUUGUUUCUAUUUAGAAGAAUGGACUUGACACACUGCCAGUGAGGGAAAAAAACAUAGUGGUUAUUGUGAAAAUGGCAUUCACAUUAUUAAUGCUUAAUCUUUCUGAUUCCUGUACCAUUUUAAAUGCGAAAAGUCUCGAAUUUUAAGUAAUUAUAAACUGAUUCAUUUUUCAAUAAAUAUAUACUGGUUUGCUAUUAAAAUUAGAGUAACUGAUUUCUAAGAUAAUUCUUAUGUUUUGGAAUUUGGACCUUUUUAACAAUAAAAUACCUAUUAUAUUUAGUUUUAUUUCAUGGAUAUGUAAAAUAAAAUAUUUCUAAAAUACGAUUUGACUUAAAGUGAUUAACAUCGCAUAAGGACACAUGGAAAGAACUUUACAGACUAUAUUGCUUUUUGCAAGAUAAAACAAUAUAGCGAGACAAAUCAUAAAGGUCGAUAUUUUGGCUUCUCUUGGUGCAAAUUUAGAUGCCUGGAAAUGUCUUUAUGUUUGGCCGUUACAAAAGACAAAGACAACAUGCAAAUAAACAACUUCUACUGAGGGUCAGUAGAAAAACAAUGUCUUGUUUCCUUGUACAAAAACUCUUUUGAGGUAAGAA